Molecule: messenger RNA, 40279 nt
Organism: Porites evermanni
Lineage: Eukaryota; Metazoa; Cnidaria; Anthozoa; Scleractinia; Poritidae
Source: the annotation of a GenBank genome assembly
CAGGCUACGGUCGCUUCCAGCACCGCAUCUAAACAAAGGUACUUUCAGACGGGUUCCAUGAUUCCUACGAUUUUCAAAGGAUUGGAAUUGAACUGGCAAACCUUUGAGGCCUUGGAACAGCAACCUUAACCGGACUAAACUGAUUACAGGUAAGUGACAAAGACGGAAUACUUCGUCGGCUGGUAUAGGUUUGGCCUUUUUCCAAGUCAUAGUAGACACCCAGUUUGAGACACUUGCCACGGGGAACCCGAACGCUGUAUUAGCUAAUAAAAUAAUCAGUUGCUAUUUGUUAUUUAGUGUGUUUCCUGAGUCUUUAUGAGCCGUUUUGGAAGGGAUUUGAAUCAACUCAGAGACGGUUAACAUUGCCGGUAUCCAUCCAAAACGUGUCCGCCAUUUUGGCUGGCUAACCGGAAACUUGUCAACGUUGCAAAUUUUGUAGUCAAAGAUCCACUGCAUUUGUCAGACCAUAGCCCUAUUACUACUUGGCUGAAUAUUAACAAAAAGACGAGUUACAAUCACACCAUACUUGAAGGAGAUACUUUAACGCGUUUACCGAAACAAUUUCUGUGGGAAAACGACUCCGCUCAAAAAUUCAAGGAUGCUCUGAGGUCUCCCCGUAUACAAACACUAAUACGCGAUUAUAUUGCUGGCGAUACAUUCAAUGAAAGUACUGAGCUAUCCCAAGAAAAGGUGGAAAACAUUUUAAUCACAACGGCUAAGUGUUGUUUAAAGAUAAGAGCAGGUAAAACGCGUAAGCGUAUCAAAUCAUUAUCAAACAAAAAAUGGUUCGAUAAAGAAUGUCGUUUGAAAAGGCAUGAAUUACGAAAACUAGCAAACAAGAAACAUCAAGACCCUUUGAAUACUAUCAUACGUGAGCAAUGCCAUGAUACUCUGGCUCAAUACAAGAAAUUACUUAAUUUUAAAAAGAAUGAUUAUUACAAUGCCAAGAUUUCUGAGCUAGAAAAAACUGGAGACAAUUCAGACGCGAAAACUUUCUGGCGAUGCCUCAAAUGGAUGGACGACACUAGAAAAGGAGAGGAUGUUCCAUCAAUGUCGGAGUAAAAUUGGCUACAAUAUUUCCACAAUCUUCACUCAAAUGAAUCUCUUACCCAACGCAGCAAAACAUUUGCAAUGAAUCACGACAAAAUGAAUGCCAUGGUCAACACUCUCGUCCUUUAGAUUUCAUGAUAACUGAAAGAGAAAUACGUAACGCCGCGGAAAAGUUAAAGAAUAAUAAAUCACCAUUUUCGGAUAAAAUUAGAAAUGAAAUGAUAAAAGCUAGUAUUGAUACACUGAUGCCGGUAUAUGAAAAAUUAUUCAACUCAAUUCUUAAUCAACGGACAAUGCCACAGACUUGGUCUGGUGGUCUUAUUACUCCCAGUUAUAAAUCGGGCGGACGAAGCGAUCCGGCAAACUACCGGGGUAACUGUGUCUCCAGCUGCCUGGGAAAACUAUUUUGUUCUAUCUUAAACCAACGACUUCUCGAGUAUAUCGUUUCUUUGAAUAUACUCCACAAAUCUCCAAUUGGCCUUUUACCCGAUAACCGCACAGCAGACCACGUCUUCACUCUCCGAACCUUGAUAGAUAAGUACGUUCACAAUCACAACGAAAAGAUCUACGCUUGUUUUGUAGAUUUCAAAAAAGCUUUUGACUCGGUCUGGCAUGACGGGCUCUUGAAUAAGCUGCUGCAAAUUGAUGUUGAUGGUUCUUUUUAUAACUUAAUUAAAAGCUUAUAUCACAACUCUUCCUGCUCAAUUAAAAUUGCCCAAAAACAAACGCGAUCAUUCAGUUAUGCGAGGGAUGUACGGCAAGGCUGUAUCUUAAGUCCACCACUUUUUAAUCUUUAUAUUAACGACCGACCUUUCGCGUUUGAAAAUACAUUAUCGGAUCCUUUUGUUUUGCCAAACGGUGCAAAACUAAAUUCUCUAUUAUAUGCAGACGAUUUAAUCAUUUUAUCACGAUCCAAAACAGGACUACAAAAGUGCCUCGAUAAACUAUCUUCAUUCUGUACUUCAUGGAUGAUGAAAAUCAAUCCCAAGAAAACAAAAAUUAUAGUUUUUCAGAAACGUGCGAGAAAAAAAAUGCUGAUUUUCACUUUCUCAUAGAUAGUCAAAUGAUUGAUGUUGUACAAGAGUACACUUACUUAGGAACUCGAAUGUCCUCAUCGGGAAAUUUUUUCAGUGUCACGUGAACAUCUCAAGGAGAAAGCUCUUCAUGCCCUCUUCAGCUUGAGACGACACACGAACCUUAGCAAACUAAAAGCAGCUCUUGCCUGUAAAAUAUUUGAUACUAUGAUCUCCCCUAUUCUAACAUAUAACAGUGAAAUUCGGGAUGUGUAUGCCAAACCAGAUUUUAAGACCUGGGACGGCUCACAAAUCGAGAAGGCACACCUUCAAUUUUGUAAACGAUACUUGGAGGUAAACAACAAAGCUUCUAAUAUAGCUAGUAGAGCAGAGCUUGGUCGUUUUCCUAUAAAUAUCACAAUUCUCGAGUACAUUUUAUAUAUACAGUCUAAAGAUGAUGAAUCUCUCGUCAAACAAGCAUUUUUAGCUGUUUUUAAUGUUAUUCCACGUACACUGUAAUGGCAAAAAUAGCUUCCACUCUCAUUUAAUGAAUAUUUCAGAAUACUUCAAGCUUCGUGACUUUAACCCUGAUUUAUUAGGUAUAGCUAUGGUAAAAAGCUAUGUAAGUUCAAUGAAACAGUAAUAUAUCUCAUAUUGGCAAAACACCCUUCAACAUUCUCAAAAACUUGAAUUUUAUAGAUCUUUUAAAACCUAUUAUGCCUCCUCUAGUUACUUAGACUUAGCAAGAGGAACAGCUGGGAGAAGGGUUUGGUAAAACUACGAAUAAGCAAUCACAAACUAAUGACAGAAAUAUGCAGAUACAAUCAAACUACGAAGGAUAAUAGGCAUUGCCGUUUUUGUGGAUGCAAUGUAAUAGAAGACACGUAGAAGACGAAGUUCACUUUCUUUUUCAAUGUCCUAGAUACUCUAUGAUUAGGUAAAAAUUUUACUAUAAAGUCAAGACUCUGAUUCCAAAUAUUACCCAGUUACCUAUAAACGGUUUGAUCAAUGAACUGAUGAACUCUUCUGAAUACUUUAUCAAUAUACAAUUCAUAAAAUAUAUUUCAGGUUGUUUUGAUGUUCGUGACAAAUUAUUAUCAAAGUAACGUAAUUGCCCUAUGCUGUAAUUUUGAUUCCUAAACAUAGCUUUUGCAAUACUGUAUGUGUUUGUAUGGUCAUGCAAAUAAAGCUCGUUGUUGUUGUCUUCCUUAAAGGAAGAUUUCCUUCUUUUAUAGGCACCCUCCCGCGUUUAAUUGAGGCAUUGGCAUUAGCAUUAGUCCUGUUCAGAAGUUUUCCUCACGAAUAUUAUAUUCCAUGAGUCUCAGCGCCAAUAGCGAUGUACUGAACGCGUUCACAUUAUACUUGUAGGUCUUGUACUCACUUUGUAGAGACUGACGCAUUUCCGUCUCACCUGAUCAGUUUACAUAGUCGUUUUUAGUGAUGUUUAUGAAAAAAAUGUUAAGAAAUUAUUUGGGGCAUUUAACGCCUGCGUAGCAGGCGCUUGGAAGUAGUGGGCGUAAGAAAGAACGGGCGCGCGAGUGGGAGAAGGAGCGCCUGCCCGGGAAGGCCCACGGAAAUCGUUUCAAUUAGCAUUCUGUGAGUGCGGAUAUUUCCAAUUGGUUGAGAGGCUCCCGAGGGGGAAAGUAACCGCGCUGGGUCAGAAAACUGUCAAUCAAUAGUACAUGAUAAAUAAUAAAUUGAAAAUUUCUAUAGUGCUUUUUCCAGAUGUGAUCAAAAGCGCUUUACAAAAAUUUCAUAUAAAAUUAAAUACAAUAUUGAAUGGAGAAAAAGUAAAAAAUAAAAUUUAAAGAGAUUCGUUAAAAAGAAAGGUCUUGAUUGAUAUCUUAAAACUAUCUUAGGAAGCAAAAUUUCUAAUAUCAGCAGGCAGUUUGUUCCAAAGCGCAGGGGCAGCAGCAGAAAAGGAGCGAGCACCAAGUGUAGGCAGCAUUUACGGUGUAGGAGGUAGCAGCAGAGUACUAAUUGUUUGAGCGGAGACCGUAAGUAGAUUUGGGUUUGACAGUUAUAAGUUCACCGAUGUAGGGAGGAGAGAGACCGUGAAUAGCCUUGAAAGCGAGAAGCAGGAUCUUGAAUUGAAUUCACUUUAAAACAGGUAGUCAGUGAAGUUGUCGCAGUGCAGGAGUUAUAUGGCAGAAUUUACUAAAGUCAAGAGCAGUGCGAGCAGCUGCGUUCUGUACACUCUGUAAUUUUGAAAUUUGACACUGCCGGAGGCCAUACAUGAGACUAUUGCAGUAGUCCAGCCGACUUGUGACAAACGUAUGGAUAAGAGUUACUAGACAGUCUUGUGUCAGGUAUUUUCCGAUCCUUCUGAGGUUAUGCAGAUCCAGAACUGCAUACUUAUACCAAUAUUUCGGAAGGCACGGCCUUCCUUCUUCAGGGUCUUAAAUGCAUACAAUGAUAAGGUUAAGCUAAGACGCUACAAUUUGAAAUAAAGAAUAGCGUGCAGUAUGAUACUGUGCAGUAUGAUACACGUAAAAAGUUAAAUAAGAAAAAAGUGAACAUUAAAAGUCUAUGAAAACAAAAACCGCUGAAGAAGUGAUAUGAAAGGAAUUUGAGAUGUAAAAAUAGUAUAAAUAUGAAUGAUUACGAACGGAAGAAAUAAGAAAUGUUAGAUUACAUUUCAUCAAGAGAGGAUUUAUGCCUCUCUAGCUUUUCGUACACUGUUUCCAUCAGAUUUAAUGAGUUCUAGUGGAGUAAGUGUGAUGUCGUUAGCAGAGUGAUCAUUAGUAAGAAAGUGUUCUGACACUGUGGUGGGUUUGGAAAUAUUAGAUUGGUUGUCAACUGGUCUGAAGUGUUCGUUGAAACGGUCUUUGAGUCGUAGCUUGGUUUCACCUAUGUAUUAUUUGGAGCAGUGGUUGCAUUGUAUCAUGUAAAUGACGUUUUUUGAGUUACGCUUGAUGUGAUGAGCGAUAGGCCUGGUUUCGCCUGUAGAGUGGAAUGUAAAUGAAGUUUGUCCGCGAGAUAUGCAUUUGCAAGUAAGACAGUUUUUUCCGCAUGAGUAUGAGCCCCGGGGCUGGUUGUGUUGAGUGGGAUUGCGAAGUUUGGCCCUAACUAGAAAAUCACUGAGGUUAUUACAACGUCUAUAAGCUACAAUGGGUGCAGCUUUAAAGACGUUAUAGCAACGGGGAGAUGAAAUAAGGAUGCGAAAAUGUUUGCGAAUAAUGGACGAGAUGAAACGAAGGGCUGUGUUGUAGGUGAUAACGAAGGGAACACGUUCUGGUUUGUCCAGUGUGGCGUAAUUGCUUCUGUCCUUGUGAUAUCGUAACUCGUUGUAUUUCCUGUGAAGGAAAUACCGAUUAUAGCCACGUUUGUAAAGAUAGUCAAUAAGUUGAUUGGUGCGGAGUAUGAAGGUCUCGUUGUUAGUACAAAUGAGGCGGAGUCUGAGAGCUAGACUGAAAGGAAUAGCACAUUUGGUAUGUACGGGAUGACAUGACGAAUGUAAUAAGUCUUGGUGUUUGUCGGUAGGUUUGGGAUAUUUAGAAUUUUUUUCGCAAUAUUUAUGGUGUGGCAGAGGGGGGGGGGGGGGGGGGGGAAUAGAGGGAAAUUAUCAGGAAUUCCGGAAAACAUAUUGGUGUCUAAUCUUUCUUUAAACUGCCUUCCACCUUUUUCCGUAAAAGAUAAUUGGGAAAGAAAAACAAUAACAUUAACAGUUUUACACAAAAGAGUUGUUUGGGCCCCAGUUAUAUUUUUCGCAAUAUUUAUGGUGUGGCAGAGGGGGGGGGGGGUGGGGAAUAUAGGGAAAAUAUCAGGAAUUUCCGAAAACAUAUUGGUGUCUGAUCUUCCUUUCAACAUCGUAUCAUCUGUUUCCUGAAAAGAAUAUCGUGAGACAAAAGCAAUUACAUUAACAAUUUUGGCACAACGAGCUGAUUUGCGCCCAAUGAUUGUUUCUCAUCAAAUGGUAAUGCCGUCGAUCUAAGUUCAAGUCCCGCUUUCAGGUAGUCUUCGGUGAUGCUAAGUUUAUUUGCCCUCUGUGCUGGCAUUUUAGCAGUGGGGUUCACUGAUUGUUUAACUCCUUAUCUAUGAAAAACUCUCUUACAUGGCAUGAUGGCAUGUAUUUUUUUUUAAAUUUUUCCUGUGUAUAAUUUGGCUGUGAAUGUUUGGGCCGAGUCGCUUACAAUGAUCCUGUUAUCGUUCGAUAAAAUGCUAGGAGAGAUAUCCCAUUUGGAGAAACAUUUUUCCCAACAUUUUGUUUUGCGCAAUAAUGUCUGAAAAUAGAGCUAGCCAUCAUCUUCCAUUAUGUCUGCGUGAAGUGACAAAACGCAAUGUAGUGUUAAAAACAAAAAUUGAAAUUUCCCUCGUGUUUCAUGUCUUUCAGUUUCAGACAGGAGAUAAAAUCACCACCAUCGAUAUAUCUUCUUGUGGCAUUGUGCCUUCCUAUUCCUGUUGUGCGCAACAUUCAUUUGAGGUAUGUACCAAGCGAUUUUUUAUCUCUUAGUUAUUUGACCUCUUGGAGGGGGGACGGGGGUACAGAAGGGUGAAUCCCCCUCCUCCCUAAACUUGGUUUAAAAAUUGGCGAAGGGCAAAACACGACUCCUGCAGUGAGUCGUAAAGGAAGUUAUCUGACCCUAAUAAAUUCGCCUCUACACCAUACCCAACGAAGAGGGCGUAACCACGUUAUGUCACGCAUGAAGAUUUUCACUGCGAGAAAGCCCCUAUAUACCUACCAAGUAUCUAAGAAAGAUACUCUUUCUUAUAUUAACAGAAAACUCGCUCCAAUUUUGUGGUAGCAACUACCUACAGACCCAUGGAACAGCCAUGGAAACACGGAUGGCUGUUGCUUUCGCUAACAUCGUCAUGGCCAGAAUAGAAAACCAAAAAUUGAGACAGAAAUGUAUUGAAACGUACAAUGGGUACCAGGGGAUUUUUCUUGCGUGCAGUAGGAUGCUUCGAUGUCGCAGGCCGACAGAUCUUCGGCCGAAGGCCGAAGUCGCGAGCGGCGAAGCCGCAAAAAAACUAUAAAAACUUUACCGAAACCGAAAACCUCCCAUAAAGAAAGACUCAGAUACCCGCCCAGGUAAACCGCUGUUUUGGAAAAGAUAUAUUGAAGAUGUGUUUUCCUCAUAGACAAGUCUAGACAAAAUAGAGAGCAUCGUGGAAAAAAAUACUAUACUAUACUAUACUAUAAAGUUCAAGGCUGAGAUGUCAGAAGCAGAGAUCACUUCCUUGGACGCAAAAGGGCACAAAGGGGUUAGAUUCAACAAGAAAUAAAUCCUAAAGGUGCAAACACAUUACAGUCGUUACAAACUAACAGAAACCUUUUAGUACACGAACUUCUACUCGUGUCACCCACCAGGCGUGAAGAAAGGCUUCAUUAAAGGAGAAGCGCUCAGGCUUUUAAGGACUAAUGAGAAAACAACCAGCUACGCGAAAUCUUUAAAGAGCCUCCACUCAUAUCAUAUCGCAAGGAAAAAUUAAACCCGGGCAAAAGUAUUUUCAAAAUCCGCCGAUCCGAUCGCCUAUUCACUCCCCUCGAAAGGACGUAUUAGUUAGAGCGAAGCUCUGAACAGUCACUUAAUAGUAUCUCAUAGUAUACUGAUAUGUUUUUCCCCUUUAAUUAUGUAAAUCCAUUGUAUAUGUUAUUUUUAAGAUGGAUAAAUAAAGCUUAUUGUUAUUAGAUAACUUCCUCAACGACCAGCUGAGUCGAAGGUGUCGUGUGUUGCCUAGUUGCCAAUUUUUAAACCCGGUAGUCUGAGAUGUGUCAAAGUUUGAUUCCAUGCUUUCGCGGUAAGUCUACCAAGGGAGUCUCAGGAGACCCAAGGGGAUCGAGGUGUACGUCAAAUUCCCCGUUUCCCCUUCCCUUUUCAUUACGCAAGUUAAAAAAAAAGCACAAAAAUUAUCUUGUCGUUGAUAUCUCCCUACGCCCAACUUUUCAUUUUCGCGCCGAUUUCUCCAUCCUCCCUACUUUUUCGGGCCAUUUCUUCUUCCUCCUGUUCUGUUCCUCUCUCUUCUUCAUGUAGCUCAGUUAAAUCGCGCAACCGAAGGCUAUCACUUUCACAAAUCGUCGAGUUAUUGAGCAAGGAGUUUUCAGGUUGUUUGUCUAAAGAUCUUCAUUCAUUGAUUCUGAAAAUUAUUCCUUUGUUGUAAUUUACUUGGCUGAUCGUCGCUGAUUUCGAAUUUUCUUGGAAAAAUUUAUCAACAUGUCAUCCUCUUUCCCCUGGUAACGAGGUUGUCCGGCGAUACAUCCUGGUCUAUGUAUAACAGGUGAACAGAAGUUGGAAGUAUUUAAGAAGGCAGUAAUGAUGUCUUAGCGUCAUUAACGCGAUAUUACAGUAACAUUGUAAAACAACCAGAAAUGCGUAAAAUGUCAUAAUUAAAGUUCGACUGAUAUUUUUAUGAAAAUGACAUUCAUGUUACCCAAAGAACGUUUCGGUAACACUCACAUUAAACUCCACCCAGUUUCAGCUGUUUCAGCAACUCCGGCAUAGGCAUCGCCUGUUUCAGACAAAUGACGUCCGAAACUGAAAAACAGUGCCGGCUUUCCGGAACAGCUGAUCUUUCGCCUUCAAUACUGGGGCCUUAAGGCUUCGAAAAUUUCGCUAUCUCUAGUUUUCUUAUAAUCAUUGAUCCAAGGUUUUUCGAUUUGCCGCCCUUUUGUUGCAGAUCUUAGAUGAAUUUCCUAACGCAGAAAACCAAACAGGAUAAUUAAUUGUCUAAAACAGCCAAAUUGUGAGAGAAAAUAAUCUUUACUCUGCCAACUUCCUCUUUACUUAAAUAAGUACUAAUUAAUAUGUAGUUUUCAAUAUAUUGUUUGUGUAUCCAUUUGUCUGUGAACCUUAUCUACUUACCUUUUUUGCCUCGAUUUCAUGGCCCUCGAAUCGAGGCCCUUUUGGUCGCAGCCAAUCGAAAGUAAACUCUUUAUCCUCUAGAACACUCGACCACGUACGUCGAUAAAGGGCGCUGUGAAAAACUUAAGGCGGAGAAAUCCUUUUUCGUGUAGAAAGCCUGGUUUUCGCAAGGGAAGUAAAGGUAAAAAAAAAUUCUCCUGAAUUGAAGAGAUACGAUUCUUGGAAUAUCUGGGGCAAUUCCUGGAACGCUACGCACGCUACGGUACAUAAAUUUGGGGUUUUAGCCAAAUUUGUAUUCAGCCAGGCUUUGUUGUAUUUAUUUAAGUUAAUUGAUAAAUUGCUUUAGUUAUUAAGAGCUUUUCUAGAACGUGCAUGUAACGCACAGUUCUUGGCACUGUUAAUAGCAAAUAUCACUGAAAAAUGGAAAGAAAUUGCAACUGAUUCAAACCGCUUGAAAUGUCACGCUUUACUCGCAGCACUUCACCUUAGCUUCCACUGGAAACUACUAGUUUGCCAGCGCUCGUCCUCUUAAAAAAUACUCCGCCGAAGACAGAAAAAGAGCGGCCGAAAAUUAAGUUUAUUUUUACAAGUUUACAGAUGAGUUUUUAGAUUUGAAGAUGAUCCCUACAGAAUAGUCAAUAUCAUGAAAUAUGUCAGAUAUAUAUCUCGAAAGUAGUUAUUAAUCCAUUUAGAGAUUUGGAUUUAGUGUGCGGAAAUUUCUGCUUUGUGAAGGUGUGCUCCUUAAUUUCUCUAGAAUUUUAUUCCAAUAAAUGUUGUUUUGGGAAAGGUUUGAACCCAGGAGUCAUUUCAAAGGUAGGUUGAGUUUGAGUCGUCCGGGUGAACGUAGUCCUGAAUAGGACUGUUGUUGUUGACAGUGAUUGACGUUUCAACAACCUGUGCGGUAUUCAUCUUCAGAGUUAAAGUGAGUUGUAUCACGUCAGUUGAUGGCAUUAUACUCGAGUUAUUGAUCUGAUUGGUCAAUUAUGUCGCGAUGUUAUUGGUCGUCUGUCAUGAUCAGUUAAGCCGUGAUGUUAUUGGCUAUGAAGACUCGUAAUCAGUAAUUGGUGCGUUUCGAUCCGUCUACUGUCACAGUUAAACAGUCGCCUAUUGUUAGUCAAAUUGUCAGUUCUCUAGUCGUUCUCUCGUAGUUAGUUUUGCUUGAUCUCGUCAAUAAGUCGUUUGCACGGCGCUGGUAACUGUUGGCUACGAUUCAGUGGCGUUUGUUCUAAGUUAGUAAACCAGCUUUCUAAAGUAAGACGUUGAUAGUAGUCUGUAGAAUACGCUAAACAUGUCACAGAGUCCCAGUCAAUUUGAUGUUUCGUCUGUAAAUGGUGCUCAGCAAUGUGAUUGUUGACGUCAACAUUCCUCGUCGCUCGUUUGUGUUCGGUCAGUCGCGUGCUUAGGUUUCUGCCGUUUUCAGACUUAUAACAAAACCCGCUUAAUACAGAUACCCCGUUAAUACGGACACUUUCUAUGGUGCCCUAAGUGUCCGUAUAGAGAGUUUUCACUCUCGUAGCCAGCAUCUAUGCAAAUUUGUUGGAACAAAAGGAGGCGUUUGUAUAAGAAAAGAGUUCAACUCCCACAGGAUUUGUGUGGGACACCAACAUGGCCGCCGUUACAUUGUUUUGGGACACCAAUAUGGCCGCCGUUACAUUGUUUUGGGACACCAAUAUGGCCGCCGUUACAUUGUUUUGGGACACCAACAUGGCCGCCGUUACAUUGUUUUGGGACACCAACAUGGCCGCCGUUACAUUGUUUUGGGACACCAAUAUGGCCGCCGUUACAUUGUUUUGGGACACCAACAUGGCCGCCGUUACAUUGUUUUGGGACACCGAUAUGGCCGCCGUGACGUCAUGUGAAAAAACACUCUAUUAACGCCCGGAGUAGUCAAUCGAUGAUUAUCGGUAUCGAUUUGUCAAUCGAUGAAUCAAUAAAAAUCGGUAAAUCUGAUUUGAUUGAUAUCGAUUGUAUCGACCAAUCGGUAGAAAAAGAUGACACACUCGAUUUAUCUUGAUUUUUACCGACUUCAUCAAUUUGUAUCGCAAGAUAUAUAUCAGGGGCACCCAACGUCAAUUUUCGGAAAAUAUCUGUUCGGAAGACGAUUUGAGAUCUAGAAUUUUCGGAACAUUUGUUGUAAAUUUCUUGCUUGCCUGCCUCUCCUAGGAUUUUCGAACAUCUAAAAAAGGGUAUAAUUGCCCAUUUUUAACGGAUUUUUACCCUAAAAGGAUCACCUAGAAUUUUCGGGAACCUUUUUACUGGCUGAAAUUUUCGAAAAGGUAAGUUUCGAUCCCUAUAAUUUUCGGAUCACUAGACUUUCAGCUAGGAAAUCCGAACAGAUGAAAAAUUUUUAGGGGAUAAAAACAUGCCUAUAUCUAUCGUUUAAAUACUAAAAUACGUUUAACAAUGCUAUGUUUAAGUGGUUUUGAACUACAUUCUCGUUGGGUGCCCCUGAUAUAUGUUUCAUCAAAAAAUGAAAACUGAAUUCAUCCAACCAGUGAAUAAGCUUUUCUAUAAAACCAGGUUUAAAAUCUUCUGAUGGCUGAUAUUGGCCACUGAGGUUUGUAAGCGCCCAGUUUUUCAUGAUUUAGACCUCCCACCCUUUCAAAAUAACGUUGGGGUAGUUCCGGGUGUAGUUACAUCCCGGAAUAGUCAAUAGAUGUUAAAUCGACAUCAAUAAAAAUCGUUAGUAAUCAAGUGAUUUUUAUCGAUUCGAUUGAUAACGGAAAACGGUGAAAAUCUACUUAGAGAAGUCUUUAAGCCUGAAUUUCAGACAUUCCUUCUGCUCGAGGGGAUGUCUGAAAUUCAUGCUAGGAAAUCCCUUUUAUCUAAGGUUGUAUUUCUGGUGACAUUUGCCUGCAAAAACUAAAUGUAAUCAGCUGUGUAAUUAACCGAACCGUUUUGUUUUUGAUAUUAUGUACAAAAUAAAGGGCUUCAGAGAGAAACGUGUGUGUAAUUCUUUGCACAUUGCUCAUUUUUAUGUUUGUUGAUCAGAUGUUACUCAACUGCACUAUCUAACUUAUAACUUCCGUUAUAAAUCGUUAAAAUCAUAUAAAAUGGAUAAAAUCGUCGAUUUGACUCAGCAAUUUAGUUGAUCGAUUUUUACCCAUUACUGUUAUUAAUCGAUAAAAAACACUUGAUUGCUACCGAUUUUAUGGAUACCGAUUUUUAUCCAUUGACUACUCCGGGAUUAACGGGGUUUGACUAGGCCUUGGCGGAUUGUGCUCCUAAAAGUGGCAUAUUAUACUGCUAGCAGUGAUGAAAUUUUGCCAAAUUAUGCCAAAAUUAUGCCAGAAUUCCCAAAUUAUGCUCCAGAUUUCCGAAAUUAUGCUCACAAAAUGACGUAGAUUCUGUAUAUAUAGGCGCGCAAUAAAUAACGACACCAAAUUAUGAUGUUUUUCAAAUAAACUGUUGUUGUAAAUUUAUUUGUGUUUUAUGGCAGUUUGUCUCGGCCCUCAACUGUCCGAAUUAGCUGCUCGCAUCUCUGAACCGUUUGUAAAAUGCCUUCAACGACUUAACGAUCACACUUGCAUAUACUGACUGAACCAAAAGAAUAUAGUACUCUCUUGAUUUAGACUAACUCAAACUAUAGCGAACUAUAACGUUGAAAGUAUCAAGCCACGAAGUAAAUCAACUUGUCUUGACAGUCCUGAGUUCUUUCAGCACCUAUAAUUGCUUGAAUAAACAUGUAUAAUAAUAGUAUACACAAGUCAACAGCAGCGCUUAUUGUACUGCAACAUGGAGAUAGUCUGCCAUAGCGCUGUCCUGCUGAUCGCUGGAAUGCCGCUGAGAGUAGGGAGAAGGCUCGCUCAGCUGCAGCAGACUGGAAGGCUGCACCAAUAGAACCUGCUUCACUGCGGCUGAUUUAAUUUAUUUCUGUAGAAAAUACACCAUAUUUACUAAAUUUUAUGCAUUUGUGCUCCAAAAAGUGCUAAAAUUUGCUAAUUAUGAAGUGGCAGUGCUUGUUUAAAAAAUUAUGCUCUUUUGCUCCAAUUAUGCCAAAAAUUAUGCUAGCACAAUCCGCCAAGGCCUAGGUUUGACUGUAUUUCAAAAUUAUCAUAUCAUAGCUAAUUUGUAACCUUAGAAGUUAGUGAUUCAAAUAUCUCUAAACAGUUUACCUGUAUAUUCACCACGUAAAGGUAAGUGUCCUAUGUCCUAUGGCCUAUGUUGCACCGCGUCUUAGCGUCUUUUGCAGCCAACGUCACUAAUUUAAUUAACGGAAAUGCUUCGUGCAAAAUUCUAUUUACCAGGCAUCAACCGCCGCAUUUACAUGGAAAUAAAUUACAAACGUCGUAAAUUGGCCUUCAUGCUCAAGAAAGAGUAUUCUUUUUAGAGAACUGAUUCUCCAAUCUCAGGGGAAGAACGAGGAGCAUUGAAAAACACUCCAAGAAGGAAACAUCGUUGAUAAGAUUAAAGCACAGCAACACAAAAAAGAUGCCAAACCGUCGAAAAACUUCAAACAAUAUGAUGGUAGACAAGAUUGCCUGGUGAGCAGCGAAGAUGCAGAACGACGCGAUUGAAGACAGGACCCUUCCCAUUGUAGCGGUCAUUGAUAAAUCCGAAAAAUACAAAGUCCACGUGAGAACCGCCCUUUCUAAAGAUGUCUUAGAUGGGGUCAACGAUCUUCUAAGUUGGGAUUUUCUUGGAGGGCUUAAAAGCCUUAUCAGCGUGGCUCUCAACGGGUUUUUGGGCAACUCUUCAACUGGCGAAACCGAAAAGAACGAUUCUUAUGUCAUUCUUCGCUAACAACAGCCUUCUGUGGCUCAGGUGAAUUCUUACCCGCCCCCCACCCCCCCCCCCCCCUCCUUAACGCCUGCUACGCAUUCAUCGGGUGUUAUUGACCUUUCGACUACCCGCGGAUAGAGUACUAAAGUGAUGACGUCAUAAAAAUGAAAUUUCUGAAAUUAUGGGAUUUGUCAGGAUAUUCUGAAAGAGUAAUGUCCAAAAGGCCUUCUUGCCAAAAAUGAGCAUUUCGCAGCAAAUUGUCUCUGAGAUCGUAGCCCAGUUAUACUCAGAAAACUCCAUACAAACCCUUCUAAUUUUUUUUUGGGUCGACCCAAAAAAAAUUUAGAAGGGUUUGUAUGGAGUUUUGUAAGCAUAACUGGGCUACGAUCUCAGAGACAAUUUGCCCCCAAAUGCUCAUUUUUGGCAAGUAGGCCUCUUGGACAUUGUUCUUUCAGAAUAUCCUGACAAAUCCCAUAAUUUCAGAAAUUUCAUUUUUAUGACGUCACACUUUAGUACUCUAUACCCGCACUAUAGAAUGUUUUCAAAUGACGUCACGGCGGCCAUAUUGGUGUCCCAGAACAAUGAAACGGCGGCCAUGUUGGUGUCCCAAACCAAUCCUCUGGGGGUUGAACUCUUUUCUCAUGCAAACGCUUUCUUUUGUUCCAAUAAAUUUGCAUAGAUGCUGGCCACGUGAGUGAAAACACUCUAUAAAUAAACGAGGCGGCAGAUUAAGUUCAGGCCGGCCACGUGACCAGCCUCAGAUCUCAAAGCAAGACAGAGAACCCUCGAACGAGAUGAGUCAUGCAAAAAUUAGUCUUCUGUAGUGGCGUCGAAGCCACGUUUUAGGAUUGUUGUGCAAGCCCGUAGAAGUGUGGAUGUAAAAGGUAAUAAGUAGUUGUUAAUGCGUGUAUAAAGAAGGGAGAAAGAGUACUAAGCAGGCUAGGGAAGGUUGGAAAAAUCUUUUUAGCUUUAUUGUAGUCAGCUAUUUCAUGGUAUAGAAUUCCAAAUUCAAACAAGUCAAAUUGUCUAUAUUAGAUCUCUCUACUGACUAGAAGUUAAUUUAGAACAAGCUUACUUCCUAUCUGAAUGCUCAAGAGAAACUAUAUCCAUUGUGAGCGCCUAAAAACGUCAGGAGCGAGCAAAGAUGAGAUUUUCGCAAAGAUACGAAAAUUGUAGUUUACAAUGUUUGAGGCUUCCAUUUUAAAUUAAGCUGAAAUUGUCGAACAUAAUGUUUCCUGUAAAAAUGUUAUUAUUCUCUAGUAACCUUGGAACAAAGACUAUUUGGAUAAUCAAAACGAAUACUUUUGUGUUAAAAUAAGAAGUUACGAGAAGAUAUUUGAGUUGUGACCACGGCAGGAUUAGCUCAGUCGGUAGAGCGCUUGACUGCAGAGUGGAAAGAUUCUUGGGGCCGGAUCUUGAAAUUACUGAAAAAAAAUUACUGAGAAAUGAAGGUACUCCAUUUGCACUGCAAGCUGCUAGAGCUUCGUUUGACUCGGAUGACCAAGUAAAAUGGCGGUCCUGUCUCCAGUAAAAGAUGUAAUAACAGUGUCCUAAAAUAGUACUUUGGUGCUAAAUUCAUUGACAUUCAAGUAAAGGGCAUUUGUUUCGUUCAGAUUAUGAGGCUCAAUACGAAUGACUGCAUCUCAGACAAAAAUACUAAUUCCCACUCUGUAAUAACAUGCUUUGCAGGUUUUAAGUUUUGCAAUUUUCAAAGUUCCCGCGAAAAUUAUUUUGAUCUUUGGACUGGGACUCCAAAAUAGACCUUUUCACCAUUUUUUCAACUUUUUAUAUGGACCAGUCAGGAAAAAUCCGUCGACACCACUAGAAAGAGCGCCUUAAUAUUAGUAAAAUUCCCAACUUUGAAAGCGAUACGUCUUUAGCAAGCAAAGAUAUAGCUCUGUAAAGUCCCAAAAUUUUACAGACGCGUUUGUAAAAUUUCGUGACUUUGAGAUGGUGUAUCGAUCUUAGGUUUCAACAAAUCACUUUCAAACUUGGCAAUCUUACUAAUUUUGAGGCGCUCUUUUCAGUGGUGUCAAUGGAUUUUUCUGAAAUUGUCCAUGUCAAAAGUUUAAAAAAACCCGUGAAAAGGUGUAUUCAAGAUGUAAAUAUGAUGCAAUAAUGAAGAAGGCCACAAUUACUGAGAUCAGCCUAGUUUUUCUACAUUUUGAUGUUGGAAAUGUGUUUCAUAUCAUUUAUUAGCAAACUUGUUGUAUAAAACUUUGUAAAUAUUAACCUGCUGUAGGAAAAAUCCAGUCUUGAUCAUUUGCAAAAAUAGCUUCAGCCAGGGUAUUUAGUUUGACCCUAAAGAAUUAAGCACCAAGUAAGCAUGAGCUUAGAUUAAUAUCUUGACAAUUUUAUGGUCAACAGCAUUUCCAUGGUCUACUGGUCAACUGUAUACAUUUCAAACAAUUUGUCAAGCAGUGAAAACAUUUAGAUACCUGUAUGUAGGAGAUCAGUUCACCCUCCAGAUGCCCAUUGUAGCGAUGGCCGUGCAUCAACUUACUAUUUCAUUGCAGUUUCUGUGCCAAUGCCAUGGACUAAAGUUGACUUCUUUAAGACUAUACUAAAGUCAGACAUAAUUUGUGCCUCACACACUCCAUAUUUCUUUCACUUCAGAUAAUUAUACGGAUUCAGUGUACCAGUACCUACACGUGAUUGAAAUCAGUCAUGUGAUUCUAUAGCAUGCCCAUGCAUGUGGCAGUCACGAAGUAGUAGUCUUGAAAUAAAUGGAUAAAGCUAGAAUGUUUAUUGGUUAAAAACUGCGGUUGAACAGUGAACAAUCACUCUAAAAAAAACAUAGUUUUAAUAGGAGACGUUAAUAAGAGAAUAUUUAAUCGUGACCAUAAUGUAUGCACUCACUGUAGAAAUUCAAGUUGACCUUGUACACCAGAUAUAUCUUAUUGGAGAUUUUAGAAUUUAUUAAUGUGAAAUAUUUUUUACAGGCAAUUUUUCCUACUUUUGACACUCAUGACAACAGUCACAAUUCCAUUAACUACAUAAUGAGAAGCAUGUGGUAAAAUGAUAUUAAAGAUAUUUCCUCUUAGUCAUUAUCUAUCGAUAUUUUUCCUUUGGCGAGCCCCCAAUGGGCUUUGUGGAUAUUGAAAGUACAACAGUUAAUCUCCCCAAGCUUUGUCAUGACCUGAAAAGGGAAAUUUUAACCAUGUUUGAGGCUAAUAUGGAAUGUGCUUGGUAAUCAUUUUUCAAAACCAUGAACAAUAAGUUGUUGUCGUGACCCCCCAGAAUGUCCUAAAAGGAUUUUGAUGUUUCCUUUGACAAAUCCUAUUUACAUACAUAUACAUUAUUUUUUUCAUGUCUUGCUUCAGUCAUCCUUUCAUAGAAGCAAUUUUACAUGGUAACUACACUCAGCCAGAUGGCUAUAGUUUACAGAUAUCCCAUGGGUAAAAUUACGGGAAAAUUGAAAUUCAAAAUUUAGCAGUUGAAUUAAAUACUAACUGUUGCUCUUGACAAGAAUUCUUAAGAGGAUUGUUGUAAAUUUUAAUCAUUGAAAUCAGACAGUUGGUAUUUUGCAUGUCAUUAAAAUUGCAUGGGUAUUGUGCUUUCUAUAUGAAUUUAACAAACAAAUGUCAUUCAAAUUAACAGCCAUACAUUUCCUUUGAGGUGUUUGAAAUAUUUUACCUUUUUGAAUCUUUGUUUUAAACUUUAUGUUCCUGUUUUGAACUCAUUUUUUGCACAUUACCAUACCCCAAAAACCAAAGGAACUAGAAUAUUAUAAUUUAAACCAAAGGUAAUUACACAUAAUACUUGAACCACAACAUUUGCAAAACAAUUAAUCAUCCAAGAAUGUGCAUGACUGAAUGUCUGGCAAGAUGCCACAGCCUUCAUUCAAUGGCUUUAUUUAUCCGCAUGGCUUUACAAAAGCCAUAUCUGGUACAAAAUAUCAUUUUCAUACAUUUUGCCUAUGCAAACCUCUAAGUUACUACCUAAGAAACAAACGUGUAGAAGAUAAUGCCCCCAAGGUUUAUGCACAACUGCAUGAAAUGAGUUUCUUCCUUUGUUGGGCUUGCUUAACAAGUUCAAUGUACAUGUAGCUCAGCUGGGACAUAAACAGUAUAUUUUUCCCGGUCAGGCAGUAUCUUCUGUACCACAAGCAUGUCAUAUAUGUAUCACUUUUACCUGCAUAUACAUGAACUGAUCAUGUGAAGGUUUCGUGGUUAUUAAUCAUUCUACAGUAUGGAAGUUCUGAUGAAGAACCAGCUGUUCGUUAUCUGGGUUUGUUUUUUAGAUUUAUGGCUCGUAUAGAAUGUGUCACAUGUAUAUCAAAAAUGCUGGCUUCUAAAGACAUAACUUGCAGAAGCCAACUUAUUGCCAAGAGAUGAAGGUGGUGCACUUACCUUUUACCAGAACGUCAUGCGUAAUUUCGUGAAUGUACUUAUAUUUUGUCUGCUUUACCUGUUUGACUAGUUUUGAACUGGUUUAACGGAAUUUUUUUUUCAACAAUAGACCGUGAUUAUAAGUUAGAACCCAGGCCCUAUCUUAACAGUCACAUGUUUCCCUUAUGCCUCCAUGGAGACUUGUUUUCUUACUGAACAGUUUGGUCAGUAAACUGUACUUUGCUCUACUGUGUGUAUUUAGAUGCAGACGCAAUCUGUAUAUUGUUUUUGUCUGCAUUAUUCAUGUACACCCAGUCUGCCAUCUGCAGUCUGCUUUAACUUUUAUACCCAGUCUGUAGUUUACGAUCUGCAUUUUGUACUCAUCAAAUAGUAAUAGUUAUACAUGUAAUGUACGAAAUAAAAGAAUAAUGUUGUGGUCAGUGUUAUUUUUUUAUGAAUCUUUUUGAAAGACAAGGUGUUUACAUGUACACUUUUAGCACUUGGUCUUACAUAAUUUGUCUUGUGAGCUGUCUGUUUUGGUAUUAAUUAUUAUUUUUGUUCCUCAGUUGGAAUGGCAAAAAGUCAUGUGAGAUGUGCAGAGUCUAGUCUUUGACCAUUGACAGCAAAUUUGCUGACUGUUUGUUGACUGCAAGAGCAAAGAUGCUGUAGAGCAAGGCAAAUUUAAAGAGACAUUUUGUCUUCUCUUCAAAAGAGGGACUGAUUUUGUGCACGCAAUCUUUGCAAUAGGGAACGGUUCCAUUUUAUUUGAUUUGUGAGCUUAUAGGUACAUUUGUAGGUAAUCUGUAUUUGCAUACAAAGUGUGGUAAAAAUGUGACUGUAAAUCUCUCCCAUGAUAUUCACAUUUUAGCAAACUGAGGCACAAGUUUGUCUGUACACAUAUCCAUAAAGUUGCUAGCAUUCUUGUUUUGACUGGAAGUACUAGCCGAAUAUGGUUUAAAUGAUUCUUGUUAUUUUAUAAGACGCUUUUAAUGUGAAACACAGUAAGUAAUUUGGUGCCACUCGGUUCUGUUUAUUAUUAUUUUAUUGCAAUAUUCAUAUGCAAUGUUGUGUGAAAACUAGACAUCAACCCUCCAAGUUGCGACCAUUUUAGUCGCCAUGGCGCCUAAAAUUUUGGAACUGGCGACUUGAUUUGGAGAAUAGUCGCCAAGCUGGCGACCGUGAAGAAUAGGUUCGUGUUGUGGCAUAUAGAAACAGAAAUGGUAAUCACUUCUACUGAAAUAUGAAGAACAUUUAUUCUAGCUGAUUUGAAUUCCAUUAUUUUUUUACUUUUCCGUUGAAAAACAUGCUAAAUUGAAAACUUAAAAAAGUCUCAGAGCUAAGCGUUUUGAAAAUGAACAUCAAUGAAACUUGACUUGCAUUCGUUCGCCCAAAAGCCUUCAGUCUGUUGCCUUGCACGUGACAUUUUAACUUUUGACAUGUGACAGAUGGCACGCAAUCGAAGCGCCUUGCUUGUUGACAGUGACGAUUUCUUCGAUAUCUUAGGAAUGCUUGUCUAGCCAAGUUCGGUGGUUUUUUAACUGGACUACAUAUUAUAAAUAUUUUUGAAUCAAUACUGAAACAAUCUAAUAACAUGAAGAGGGAAAGCUAAAUUGGUGCAAAUUCAACACAGAACAUUAUGUGAUAACCGUAACAUGUGAACCGUGCUGCGAGUUGAAUCGCGGUUUUGUAAACAAAAGCGAUAAUUGUAAGCGAAACUAAACAUCGCAAAACUGACAGCUUAUGGUUGUUGCAAAAAAUGUUUUUUUAAACACCUGUAGCGAUAAUAAAGGAAAGAGAAAAUUUAUUAUUUCGUAGGCGGCAUUUUUGUUUGGGUUCCUUUCAAUUGAUUGGGAAAAAAAAAUUUUCCCAGUACAACUCGUUGCGAAAUUUUUACGUGUGCCAUGUUAUCUCUGUAAAGCAAUGAUUUCAUUUAGAAAACUUGUCAAUCUUCCUAUACUCUCCUGCCUUUGUCAGGCUUUCGCAAUGUCUAGCGAUGUUAAAAACGACCUUUUAAAUCUCCAAAAAUAUUUGUUAGUUGGGGAAACAAAUUCAUCAUCAACAAAAGUCGCAAAAGAAAUGCGAAACAAAUAUCAGAAAAAAAUAGGUCGCCUAUCAAGUUGCGACUGGGAAAUUUUGAAAACAUUAACAGAGGAUGAGUUAAGUUCUGCUCUCAUAUACCAACUGGGGAUUAUAUAGAAGGAUUGAAGGCCCUAAAGACAAAUGGAAAUGGUAAUUGUCUUUACAAUUCCGUUUCAGUAUUGAUUCAAGGAGAUAAAUCUGCAACCCUUAUUCUCAGACUAUCAGUAACUAAUGCCUUGCACAAUAAACGAGUAAUUUAUAUGACAGUGCUGCAUUUUAAGGUAAACUUGCUAACUGCUUUUGUUAAUGACAAUUUUGAUAUAUUAAGUCAUUAAUAUAAUUUGGCACCUAAAAAUUUCCCCUGGCGACUAAACCCAAAGAGCUGAUCGCCAAGUGGCCACUGAACAAAAAUUUUAACUUUGAGGGUUGGACAUGCAUGCAUGUACCAAUAUUAGAAAGAAAGGACACUACAGUUGAAACAUUCCACAAUGGCCACCUUUGGAAAUUGAAGAAAUAUAAUAUACAGGUGUAACACCGACUUUCUGGAUCUAGUGCUGUACAACAUUUUUACUUUCAAAAACUGCUCAGCUCUAUAAUAGCACAUUAACAUUUCACACAAUCCAUAUACAUGUACAGUAUAUUUCAGUAAAACAUAAACAGAAUAUUAUUAGUAGGUUGAGUAUGAUCGUCCAGGUGAACGCAGUCCUGAAUAGGACUGUUGUUGUUUACAGUGACUGAAGUUUUGACAACCUGUACAUGAUGCAGUAGUCAUCUUCAGGGUCAAAGUGAGAUGUUAAUGUAAGUGGGCUGGCGGUCACAGCAUUUGAUCUUGUAUACAGCUCCCUGUCUGUCCUCUGGUUUGUCUUUGUCGCUGACAUUAGUUAGUAAGUAGUCAUUAUGAAGUGGUUGAUCAGUUUGUGCGCCAUGUAUAUUGUAAGGUUGAAGUAUACAUGUGAUAGUACAACUCACUAACUGACUCUGAAGAUGACUACUGCAUGGGUUAUUGAAAUGUCAGUCACUGUCAACAACAGCAGUCCUAUACUGAACUACAGUGUACGUUCACCAGAUAAUCAUACUCACCCAACUUAUGAAAUGACUCCUGUGUUCAAACCUUUCACAAAACGUAAACAAUGUAAUAAUUAUUCUGAACAAAAAAUAAUUGUGAACAAUUAAGUUACAUUGCAGAGUACUUCAUUUUUCUUGUUGUUUGCUCAAAGGUGGCUAUUGUGGAGAGUUUUUGCAAGUUGUGCAUGGUUAUUGCUAAAAGGACCUAAAAGGCUGUUUUCGUAAGCAUGAAAAUUUCAUGGUGGCACCUUCAUUACAGUUAUAUCAUCUUUUUGAUUUGUUAUAGCGUGUUUCGGACAAUAUCUGUUAUCCCUGCCGUAGCCAAAAAUAUGUUUGAAAAAAAUUUUUUGGUCAUGACUUUAUUUUACCACUACCUGAAUGAAAAUGGUUUAUUAAACAACUGUCAAUCUGGUGAGUCAAUAUUGACAGUUGUCUUCUUAAUGGUAUAAUUUUCAUUGAUUUGAACAAGGCCUUUGACACUAUUGACCAUGAGAUUGUACUAUGAAAACUUGCUAAAUACGGCGUUGAGCAAGAUGCCUUGAAAUGGUUCAAAUCUUAUCUAACUAACCAUAUGCAAAAAUGAGAUGCAUUGUAGGUAACUGUCUAUCUAGGAGGAGCCCUCUUAACUGUGGCAUUUCUCAAGGGUCAAUAAUAGGCCCCUUCGUUUUUUAUCUGCAUAAAUGAUCUUCCAAACUGUUUAAAUACUGGUUCUCUUGGACGACACUAACAUUACCUUUUUUGCACUUAGCAUACAUGAUCUCGAAUUAAAGAUCAAUACUGAAUUGAAACAUAUUGAUCUCUGGCUUUAAGCUAAUAAGUUAAGUCUCAAUGUCACCAAAACAGAAAUUAUGAUUAUUAGCUCAAUGCAAAAACGACAAUCUUUAAAUGAGUACACAGUAAACAUUACUGUAGAUGGCAUCCAAGUAAACCAAACAACUUUUAGCAAAUCUCGUGGGCUUAAUAUUGACGAUAAUCUCUCUUGGAGCACAUACAUGACAUCUCAAACAAGAGUCUCCUCAAGCAUUGGUGUGAUUAAGCAAGUCAGGCCACUUAAUUGUUUUCAUGCACACUGCAUUUAAAAUAUACAAAGGUCUUAUUAAACCACAUUUGAUUACUGUAGUGCUGUCUGGGAUGGCUUGUUGUAACAGCCGAGUGACAACAGAAUGGCACCAUCAGAGUUAUCACUAAACCAAGCCAAGACACUUAUUCCAGACAACUUCUUAACUUGCUUGGUUGGGACAACUUAUCAAUCAGAAGGGCUAGGUAAUUAGCUUACUUAAUGUAUAAGUGUACUAAUAAUCUUGCCACAGCUUAUAUCUGCAAUUUGUUUGCUCUGAGAAUCUCGAAUUACGACCUUUGUGACGCUAAGGGUAAAUUGCUACUUCUGAAACCAAGAACUGACUACCUCAAGCAUCGCUUUACAAAAUGUAUAGUUACAGUGGUGCAUACUUAUGGAACAGUCUUCCCGAGGAAUUUGUACACACAGCAAAUUCUUUAGAUGACUUUAAGAGAAAAAUUCACCCGGUUUUCUGAUCACUGAGUACAGCUUUCACACGGCAAAUUUAUGUAAAGUAGACUGUUGAUUUAUUUAAUCAAGUUUCAGAUUUACAUUUACAAUGACAAUUAAAUCAAUCAAUCGAUCAAUCUGAGGUAGGCUUAAAACAGCUAGAAUACAAGACUCCUAAAACAUAAGCCACCUAACUAUUAUUACAUCGUAAAUAGUUCUAGAGAAUCAAUUAAGUUAUAAAAUUAUCUAAAAAGUUAUGUCAAAAAGUAUCACUAAAAAAUUAAAAAUGACAUGCGAUAUGAACACUUAUCAAUGAAAAUUAUCAUAAAUGGACUAAUGAUUGAAUAAAGUACAGUGAAAAAUUAGAAAAAAUCUACAUUAAACUUAUACCAUUAUUAAUAAAAGGCCAUCAAGUUCUUACAAAAGAUUGACAAGGUAUUUGACUCUCUUAUACUUAGAAGUAAUUCAUUCUACAGGCAACAGAUCUGAACACAAAAAGAAUUCUUAAAGACAUCAGUUUUGCUGAAAGGGACAUCAAGCGUUAAAUGAUCAGUGUUUCUGAGCAGUUUGAUUCAAGAGCGAAACGAUACAUUUUCGAAGAUAUUUAACUUAAAUAAUAAUCUUAAAACACUUAAAAAAGAAAAUGAAAUCAUUAAUUAUAGAGAAUUUAUAGAGAAUUUAUUUAUUGUCGAUUAUUAUACAGAUAUUUUAACCGUCUCUAAAUAGCUAGAGAUUAUCAUCAUCAUCAUCACUGAGUUUCAUUGAAAAUCUAUGACAGGUUUUACUAGGGAUUCAUUAAAUAUUACAUAUAGGUUUGAUUGUAUGGAACAAAACAGAACGGGGAAUUAAAUUUUAGAUGAAAUUAAAAAUCCGCUCAAGACAAGAGUUCCUGCUUACAUCCACGGCCACCACCUGUCAUUGCCAGGUCCACAACGGCAACAUUUUUAGCCCCCUGUAAGCGGUUGGUUAGGUAAAAAUUGGGGUUUUGUUACUUUUAGGGGACCAUUGCUCUAUAGAGGAAAACAAGUAAGUACACAAUCAAAAUGAUGAGUUAAAUGCAUAAAAAAAAAUCAUGUCAUAUUUAACAAUUAUUCGCCGAAGGCGAAGUUAAUAUUGUUGAAUAAUCCCCGAGACGAAGGCGAGGGGAUUAUUCAACAAUAUUAACUGAGCCUGAGGUGAAUAAUUGUUUUAGUAUAUUCACACGAAGUGAUCUCAACAGAAUCAGAAAGGAAACCAUUAAAAAACCAUUAGUUUGAUUGACGGGUGAAAAUUCAUGCGUGAACACGAAGCCGUAAACAGUGGAUGCGCAAAAGUUAGAUCUUUACAGUAUCUUCAAACAUGGCAAAUGAUAGUUUUAAUCCUUUUGUAUCGAGUUUUGUAAGCUUUAGCAUCAACGGUUUAAAAGAAAACGCCGAAAAUUUAAAUUACUACCCAAUUCUGAGAAGAAAAGUAUCUAGAGCUUUAUUUGUUUCUGUCAACUCACCGUGAAUGAGAAAGUUUUCUUCGUCGCUUCUUGCAAAUGCUGUCAACAGCGGCUGCGAUCAAGGUGAGCGUUGUUUAUCUCCAAAGUUCUUUGCCUUGUUAACUUGCUGGCACGUACAAUUUUCGAAAAUAUUUGCCUUCCUCUCUUCUCCAUAAAUUAACUUCUAUUUAUAGGCAAAAUUGGUCUUGCGAGAAAAUCCCGAAAUCACAAAACAGUGACAAAGCGACCUCGUUUUCCUCUGUAGUGGUAAACAUAGCUUCGAGCGUACAAAAAGUCAGCUAAAGUAAACCACUUCACAAUAAAUCACGCUGUUUAAACACCAUGAAGUCUUUUCUUGCCUUCAAAGUCAUCAGCACUUGGAUAUUCGUGUAUUUUCAAAAAGGUUUUACUUUGAAACUUUGGCAAAACACCCAGUUCACGACAGCGAUUUUGUUCGGCUUUAUAUUCACCGCCUAGCGCGGUGAAUAUAACGUCAUAGUCCGAGAUAGCUAACCAAUCAGAUUGCUUGAAUUACCAAGCUCACUGAGUGUGUAUAUACUAAUGUCAAAUACAAAGAACAGAAAAAGUGCAAAUACUGGCCCUUUCUGGGUGCAUCGUUUAACCACAUAAACAUACUACGUUUGGCAUAUCAACAUGAACAUUUGUCGUGUAAACUUGUCAUUUUGCUCAUUUGUUCUGUUAGUUUUUUCUUCCAUAAGGCUUACCGAUAAUUCCUUAUUGUUCACUUCAAGUAUGAAGUAGGAGAAACAUAUGGCCACCACCUGACUAAUAAGUCAAAUUAUUUUGUUUUGCAGGCUAAUGGCUUCUGCUCCAGUGUUGGUUUCUGCAUCUACCAAGGAGGUGACAAAUUUUUCUCGCCUUACUCGUCUCCUGGUUGAGGGUGGCACCAAAGCCUUAAGGUGCACUUUUGACAACAUUUAUCCACCCGCGAAGCUGCAUCAAGCUUUAGUAUCUAACCGUCUAAUACUGCAAAGGCUCCGGAGUAAGAGAAUUCUUAGUUCCGCACAAUGGAAUAUGCUGUAUCCCACUACUCAUUCAUCAGGAAAAUCAGAAGAAUUUGACAUCACACUACUGUUGGUGUUGCUUAGGCAAAUUUGUGGUCUGCCCCCUCCUGCUAAAGGCUGGAACAACCUUCCAACUGCAUUAGACAAAAGUGUUGAGGCUAACAUAGCCAGGGUGACGUUCUACACAAACUCAUUGUUGAGGCAUGCCAGCUGUACGUCUGUCGAUGAUCCAACAUUUGAUGCCUUGUGGCUGGAAAUCAGCGAUGCACUGAUAGGACUGGGUGUAGAUGCAGACACUAUUAAUGAGCUAAAGACUGAGAGCAUAUAUCCUGAUGUAGAAGAGCAUCACCAAAAGCUGUUAAAAGAGUGGAGGAAAGAUGAAGAUAAUAUCAAGGACAAACAUGAUGAGAUAGAAGGUAUGAAUAGUAAUGACUGUUGUUAAAUAUUUACAUGUAAAUAGGUUAAACAUACAGUCAUUUAACUCUUGCUGCCAUUGGGCUCGGAGCUUGUCAGUAGCCUUAAAAUUGGUUCAUAACUCUUCGCUGCUUUUCUUGUACAUAGCACGAUUAUAUAGUUAUCAUGGCCUGAUAAAUUUUUGUUCACUCUGUACUAUGCUACAUGUGUGCAGUAUCUUACCUGAAGCAAAGUUAAUCCUUUCUGGAUCCCCACUUUCCUGCUAUCAACUUUUGUAUGCAUCUUUUUUUCACUAACCUGGUCAAUGGCUAGUGAGAGUAUCCCUUCCCCUCCCCCUUGCAUUCAAUGUUAUAGAGUAUAACAAGGUUUCUAAAGUGAAGCCUAACUCAAAGUAAAGACCUUGCUUGAUCAAGCAUAUCACCUGCAAUCAUAUUAAAAAAUGAAAAAACUAUCCAAUAUUGUUAGAUUUUACCUUGUUCACCACACAACAUUGUCUGGAGGAGAGGGAGGGGGGCUUCUUUUCCCUUGGGAAGAGUGGAGAGGCUCUUUUGUUGCAGUCUGGUUUUGCAUACAUUAUUUCUGGAAAAUAGUGAACAAACCAAAAAGAAAUUAAUAUUAUGAUGACAAUGCCUGUCAUCAUGUUUUUGUACUACAGGAGAAACCAACUUGUCUAAUUUUGUAACUUAGCAACACUUUCAAAAUUUUUAGAAUUUUUAAGAGUACGUUUUUGCACUGGGGCCUUCACAAGUGGUGUGGAGUGAAACUAUGCUAAGUGACUCCGUAGCCCGUCAUUAAACUUUUUUCCCUUUUGUUGUGUACUUUUCACACAGUUUGGAGUGGAGAACUACUGAAUGUCAUAAGAAGCUUCCCCAAUGACCUUUGGAAUCGUCCAUGUGAAUGUCAGGGUCUCGGCAUAGAAAACAUCCCGGAUUUUGACAUAACAGCCUUACAUGAUACACUAAAGAAGAAUUUUUUAUCACUACUACUGUUUGUUAAAUGGAAUUUUCUAAACCCUUGGAGUGAUAGUCAACCAGAAUUUGCAGUUCUUACUUGCACUGAGAGUAAGGAUUUAAAUGUAAUAAACUGCCUUGUCAUCCAGGGUAUUUGUGCUUUUAGUAAAGGAGACAAAAAGAUGUUAGAAGAAAUACAGGCCAUUGCUGUCCAAUAUAAAACCCAUCCUGGUUGUGGAUUUUUAAUGAAUAUCCUUGGUGUGAUGUUUUGCGAAAAAGUUCUCUAUGAAAAGGGUAAAGAGUGUUUUGAUAUGGCUAAGAGUUACUUUCAUAGCCAUCAGGACAAUCUGAGAGAGGCAGUUGCUACUUUAAACCAAGCAGUUUUGCACAAGACUUUGGGGGAUUACAGAAUGGCGCAGAGUCUCUCUUUUGAAGCAGCCUCCCUGUGCCAUGACAUCUUAAUGAUAACAACAAUCAACCGACAUCUGCUAGUGAAGGUGCUGGGAAGAGUUACUGAUAUGCUAGAGGAGUUUGGAAACUAUGACAGAUUCCACAAGACCCUCCAGACUGGUGUUCAAUUUGAUUUUGCUGGUACCAGUAAGGCUACUGCAGUUAUUUUGAUGGAAUUAAUGAAACUUCAACUCAAGGAAACUAACAAGAACCUUGCAGCUGAGGAGAGCAAAGGUUUUGUUUGCCGUCUGUUUAGAUUUUUAGAUAAUCCUGACACAGAGUUGAUGAAUGCUGAGGUUAUACGAGCAUUCAUGAUUGCAGCAAAGAUUCAUCGCAAAACUGGUCAUGAUGAUGAAGCCUGCGAUUUAUUAAAGAAGUUGCAGACAACUUUCCUGCUUGCUCAUGGUGGAGAACAUUCUCUUUAUGGUUCACUACUAUACCAAAUUGGCUGCUUCUUUAUUGACUGUGAAAAGGUUGAUGAAGCUUUAGGUGCACUCAAGCAGGCAGAGGAAAUUCUAAUUCGUUCUUUUGGCAAAGAACACCAUUCAGUUGCAUCAUGUAAAAGCAUGUUAGGUUCCUGUUUUUUGCUUAAAAGUAACAGCAAAGAGGCCUUGAGGCACCUAAAUGAAGCCCUGGCAACAUUUAGGAAUUUAAAUCCUAAUCAUCCUGAAGUGGGAGGGAUUCUCCUUAAACUUUCAUUUAUUCAUAUUAAAGAGGAAAGCUAUCAGUGUGCCCAGGAUACCGAGGAAGAAGCUCUAAAAAUCUUCAUCUCAGCUUGUGGUAAAGUAUCUCAGAAGACAGCUACGGCAUAUUUCCAGUCAGCGAUGUUCUUGCUGAAAGAUAAGGCAUUGUGGAGUUUAGCCAAGGAAAGACUGAUGACAGCAACUGACAUCUUCUUAAGGCUUGGUUUGAAACCUGCUAAUUCUUGCAUCCUCGCCUGCCACAGUUUGGUUGGUGUCUUGCAGCUCUCCUUGAAGAAAACAGAAGCGGCAGAGAAGUCUCUUCAGAAUGUUGAAGUCGACUUGAGCAUUGAACGAUGGAUUAAAACUAGCAUCCGUUUGGCAUCCUCAGUCGGUUUACUAGUACCAUCACCAACAGUUGGUCUGAACAGAUCCUUUGGUCUCUGUGCCAAGGUGGUGUCUCUUGUGAAUCUGGUGCAUAUGAAAACUGGUGAUGAAAGACUCAAACAUCUUGACACACUUGUUGGCUGCUUGGAAAAACACAAAACAGAGGAGCUUCAAGUGUUGGAUUUUGCAGGCCAAGCCAUAUUUUACAACACAUGCAAACUGCCUGGCUCUGAAAAAUCUGUAGCUGUUUUUUUAUCUUUGGGUCCACAGCUUAUUUCGUCACAGUCUACUGAGGUACUGAACUCUCACUCGGACUUUGAUCAAAAUCAAUCUGACUUGUUUUUCUCAUCUGUAAACAAGAAGCAUCAUUCCCUGUUUUUGACGAUCCCACACAACAAUAUUCAAGGCGAUAUUUCUUCCCUGGGUUCUGUCCUCCAUAGAUGUGUUUUAACUCUUUGUUCCCAAGCAUCAGUCAGAAAAGGUUUUGUUGAGGGAAUUGAUGUCCAUAGGAAAUUGACAUUGCCAAUAAAUGACAUACCUUCCAUUUGUAGGUUGGUUGACUGUCUUCCACUUCUUGUUGAACUGGAACUGUCAGAAUUAAAAGAACAGCAUGGUAACUUUGACUACUUGAAUUCUUGGGAAUCGUCAGGGAAAUCUGUGAAACCAUCAGUGCAUGUCUCUUACUUCUCCUCUGAAUGUUCCCUUCAGCGUGAGGCUGAGUUUGUUUUUUACCAUUUGAACCAAAGGUUAGAAGAAAAAUUAGUAGUGAACAAGGGCGAUGGUGCUGUUACUUGCGAUGUUUUCCCUGCAUUAGAUGGCGCUUCUUUUGUCAUUGAAAAGCCUGGCAAAUCCUGUGUAUCUAUUUCUGUAGAAAACAAGUUUGUAAUUGUCAAAUGCUGCAGCUUCAAGGAGUCAGUUUUAGAGUUUGUUUGCUCGUCAGUGCGGGAUGCUCUUAAAAAAGCUGCGGAAUCUUUAUGCUUCAGAGUGAACUUUAAACAAUCUUCAUGGUUCCCUGACAGCUACCUUGAAAGGUGUGGUGGUGUAAAAGGAUCUGUAAGAAAAAUCCACAGCCUGGAUGAGUCCUCUCAUUUGACUUUUUCAUGUGCAGACAGCGGAGACCCAGAAUCAGAUUUAAAGAGACAACCAAUGGUGGAUGGGUUACAGGAUGAGGUAAGUCGGGUCCUUUUACUUUCAGUGUGUAAUUAUGAUUUGCAUAUUGCGGGUAUGAAGUUCAUGCUACUACAGCUAAAAUUCCCUCCUCCCUUCCUUGUUGCUCCCCCAUAAAAAUACAAACUGAAUAAAUGCCAUAAAUACUAUCCUUAGUCGGUCGACAGAGGAAACAAAUAUUACCUUUCAGUAAAGGUUACUGAUAUAAUAGUUAUUGGUAGACAGAAUGAUCAACCCCAUAAAUCGUGAUGGGCAAUGUAGUUUUGAAGCACGUUAUUAAUUAUUAUCAAAUCAACAUUUUUUCUGGAAAUUAGAACAAAUGACAUGGAUGAUUCUUUUCCUUUUAUUAUAGCAUGUGGAGAUCAAGCCACUUUUUAGACGUCCCUGCAGUAAGUUGCCAACAGACAUGGAUAUUUGUUUGUGCCUUCUGGGGUACCUUUUGAGUCAAGUUAGACUUGAAGCCACUAAGAACGAAGCACUGGAAAUUUGUAACUCUCCAUCUGAACAGAACUUGGUGCCCGAAAACCAGUCCAUAUGCCUCGAAUCAGAUCAUUCCAUCACAUCAAAGAAAUCAGUAACUGACAGCUCCUCAUCUGUUAAAAGUUCAAAAGAAUUGGAUCCCCAUCUUUCUCUUGAUGUAAGUGAUUUAGAAGCUGCUAGUAACAGGCCCAUGACAAAUUGCGAGGAGGGAAUUGUGCAAAGCAGUCCUGGACAAGACACAAAGGAACCAGGGCAGUUGAUGUCAUCCAUCACUGAAUGUCUUUAUGCAGGCAGAGAAGAAGCUGUUACUCCACAAGUUUACAAAAACACACAGUCAAGUGUUGCAGAUUCCAGUGUGCUUCUUCUGAACAAUCAGACUGAUCAUUUGGAUCAGGGGCAAGGUCCUUGUGAACCUGGUAACGGCAUUUCAAUACCAUCAUCAGUUGAGUUACAACUAGAGAUAAGACAACUGGAGGAGCAGCUGAAGCAGAGUGAAGAAGAAAAACAGAAACUUAGUGUUGAACUGGGAAAAUACCUGUUCCUUGAAGACAAAGGAAAGCGCCAUGGAAGGCUUCUUGGUGGAGCAGCUUCAUUGCAUGACCCAGGUUAGUCAGAGAUGUUAAAAAAAACUUAUUAGCAAGAUUCAAAAUGCCGUAAACUGUAGCCAAUAAGCCCCAUUGCUGUAGGCCCAUCUACUCGUAAACAAAAAAAAAAAACACAUCCGGCUAUAUAAACCCCCCACCACCCUUUAUCUGGCAUUAAAAUGAAUUCUCUAUUUAUUAUAAUGCUUUGAAGCUCAAUGAAAAGCAGUACAAAACAUACUUUGAUCAUUUUAAAUGCUCUUUUUGGUUUGGUUGUAAGCCCUAGCCCCCCUUUUAGAAGGCCCUCUAAAACUCAUUACGAAAAGCCUAGGGCAAGCUGAAGUUUUUGGUAACUAAUCUAGAACAUGAAACAUAGCAGAGUUGCAGGCAAUAAGAGGCAUUGGAUGAGACUGAGGAGGUUGCGAGGAAUUGACCAGCCAGGAAGUUCUUUUGUUUUUCUUUUCUUUUUAGUUUCUUUGAAAGUAACCAGAGAAAUUCCCCAGUUCCCAGCUCCUUAGUGAGAACCCUGUUUUGAUAAUAAGAACAGAGCCUUGUGACUUUUGGCUUACAACACCCAAGUUAGGAAUAUGAAGAAUUGAAGAUGGAAUCCAUUAGGAAAUUGAGUAAUUUUAAUUUUCAGUGGACAAAAACCUUGUACCAGAAUUAUUUCAAUCAUAUUGCAUUCUUUUUUACACCUCUUGCAGGUUAUAAAUGUAAUAAGUUAUAUGAAAUAACUCCAAAGAAAAGGUUCUUAUGAGAGCCAGAGUAAACAAACUUCACAAGCUUCAAAUUUCACAAAAUGAAACUUGCGUUUGACGAUUUAACCUGUUCUUCUCAAUUCCUAUGAAAUUUGAAAUUAAUUUAUUUUCUCAGGCUCCCAUAAGAACCUUUUCUUUCAUAUAACUUAUUACAUUUAUAGCCCUUGAAAAAUGUAAAAAGAAAAGGGUAUUGCGUAAAAUAUUAUGGUACAAGGAUUUUGCCCACUGAAAUGAAAAUUACUCAGUUUCCUGAUGUAUUCUGUCUUAAUUCUUUUCAAUCAUGCAUGAAAGCUGAAUUUAAUUUCAAUAAUUAUUUUAUUAACCAUUUAAACUUAUAAAAUCUUUACCUUAAGAGUAAUUCUUAAUGUACUUCUUGAAAACAUUUGCCUUUUUAUUGGUAGUUUUGGUUAUGAAUAGGUGUUUCUUGACCCUCAGAUGGGAGAAACACAUUUAAAGUUUGUAAAUUGUAGUCAUCCUGUGACUAUUAUUUUGGCUUUUUUUAUGUAGCCAACAAAGAGCAUUAAAUUUUGUUAGCUGUUUCUCAGUUGAGUUGCAGAUGGCUUACACUGUAACUGACUGAAAACUAAUCAUAAUUAUAGCAUGUGUAAGAUCAUCACCUUUUUGUACGCAACUUGAACAGCUACAAAAAGGAAGCAGAAAGAAAAAUUCCAGCCAGAUGGCUUGAUAGCUGAGUGGCAAGAGCACUUCACCAGUAUCACAGAGGUCAGGGGGUUGAAGCCUGCAUUUUUACACGCUGGGUGUUGUGGCAGCUGUUUAAGGCCAAGUUCUGUGUACUACAUACCUGUGAUCAUCUUUCUACUUAUAACACGACUCCUGGGUUCAAACCAUGCAUUUAAUUGCAAAUAAUGACAAAAAAAAACUAGCAGUAACCAGGGGUUAGGAAGUGCAGGCAAACAUGUGCAUUUACCUUAGAGAUACAAUUGAUUUUAAGAACCACUUUCAUAAAAAUGAAUAGUACAUGCGAAUCUAAAUAAAAAAGCCCUUUUAGUUCCACUACCAAUAGGGGAAAUCCCAACAAAAUCGUCACAUGGAAAUUUAAUCAAACAACACAGUAAACAAAACACGUGAUGGUUACCACUGGGGCAUCAGAUGGACCUCAAACUAAAUACGAGGGUCGGGUUGCAAAAAACAUCUUGAGAUUAAUGGAACCUGUAACUAUUGUUUCGAAACAGUAGGUUAUUGUUUCAGAACAAAAGCUAAGAGCUCUUUUAUCUUAAGAAGCUUUUUUACACAACCCAGCUCAGGACCUUUGUGGCUCACAUACGAUGCAUUUUAUUAGUUGGUACAACAAAGACAUCCCAAGAAUGUGGACAGAUUUUGUUAAAACCCCUCUAUACAGUUAAUAAAGUGCCGCUGACAAGCCCCACCAAGAAUGUCUGCACUUUUGCUCGCCCUUGAUCAUCAAUCCCAUGGUUUGUGAUCUGUUUGGCAAGGGUCAUUUUUUAUGUUUUUUUUCUUGAUUUUUUUAGGUUUUUCCCUGCACUCUAGACUUCUAGAGAUCUCUAAUUCAUUAUCAUCAAAAGAAGUGAAGAAGAUCAAGUUUCUGGUCAAAAGCAAAAUCAGUGGUUUUAGGCUUGCACGGAUAACAGAGGCCUUUGAAUUGUUUGAAGAACUAGAGACAAAUGGAGUAUUCCCCUGCGAUUAUAUUGCAAACCUGCUUGCGGGGAUUCAGCGAUAUGAUCUUGUGAAGAAACUUGGAAUACAGUUACCUCUAACAGCUGCAAAACUUGGUAUGAGAAUUCUUAAUAAUUUCUUGUUUUUAUUAUAGCCACAAACUCUAAUAUUGUUAGAAAGUGAAUGUCAAAGCAGUUUGCUUGUAUAGACCCUUCCAUGUUUUCUUCACUUCUUGACAAGGAUCAGUUGGCAAAAGUCUGUUGCCACCUUAAAAUCAGUAAAGUCGCCAACUGUUAGAGAGUGAUAAGUUGAAAAGAAACAUCUAUGACUUACAAAAUCAUAGGGUUUCGUGGACGUUUGAUAGGGGAACUUUUUGGAGACUUGGCAAAACAAUAUCAUCUCUCAUUUCUGAAAUAUCACUCUUUGACUUGACAACUCCUUAUUUUAGUUUUUUGUGGCAUUUAUGCGAACAGGUCCUUGUCAAAAGUUAUAAAAAAGUGGAAAGGUCUAUUUUAAAUCAGAACACGGGACUGAUCAGGAAAUUUGUUUGUAGUGAAGUUGUUGUUUUGGUGGGGAUGGGUGUGUCACCCCAGAUACAAAGUUGGAUAUUCAGGCAAAGAAAAGAAGGAAGGGGAUGUGUUUCUGGGUCAUGAAAGAGGGUGAACUGUUGCAAAUCCCCUCCCCUCUCCCCAUUCUGUUACAUGUAGCAUUCACCCUUGGAAUUAAAAAGGAGAGAAGACUGGGGAAAGGCACUUGCUAAAGCAGAUCUGAAUGAUUCCAAACCAAAUGCAGUCUUCAUGAGGAUUGAAGCUUGAUGGACGGUAAUAUAGUUGAUUCACUGGAUAGGGUAGCCUGUCUAUCUAAUUCUCAAGGACUGUGCUUAUAAUGGAUGUCUGUACUUAUUUUUUGACUAGUGUCCUCGAUUGCUUAUUUUCCUUCAGGGUCAGACAUUCUUUCUGGACAGAGCUUGUCAGCGAGAGAAAAUAGAUUAUCUGGCCAUGUUGAGAAUUCACCCGAACUUACACCUGUUAAAGAUUACAGUUUGGGGGUACAACUGAACAGACAUGAAGGGAAGUACCUUAUAGGAAAUGAAGUGUUUACGCGUGUCAAUAUCAGCGGAGACUCGAUGCAAUUGCAGGGUUUUGAAGAAAAUGAUAAAUCAUUAACAACAGAGAAAGCAGAAAUUGAACAGGAGAAGAUUUCAUCACUUGCAUUCAAUGAAGGUUCAAGGGAAACCAACAUGUACACCGCUGUCUCAAGUGAGAGUGAAAAAAGUAGUAAUUCAUCCAUGAAGAGUGCUAUCAGCGCUAAAGAAAUGCACCAGUUCCCCACCCUUACUUCAGACGGUUAUUUGCCAGAUUCUAAUGAUAGUUCGUUAUUAUCAUCCAGUUUUGAACAAAUCCCAGUGGUGGCUGAUCCUAGUUGCACCUUGCAGUCCUCAAGUGACACAACUGAUGGCUCACCUAUUUUGACGACACUUUCUAGUAAGGCUUGUAGAAAUAAAGAAAUCUCAGGAGACACUGUCCCUAACGUAGCAUGCACGAAAGAGCAGACUGAACGAUCUUCGAAAUUCUACUACGCUGACGUGGAGUGUGAUGGCUCUCCAAUAGUAGCAUCACGCCAUUUUUAUUCAGCUUUUAAGAACAAUGAAUGUUUCUUGGCUGGUGGGGACGGAGAGCUUCUUGAUAAAGCAACUGAGAAGUCUGAAUGGGAAAAAAUUGAUGAAGAAAAAGAAUUUGUUGAUUCUUGUGACGGAGCAAUAAAAACAGUACAUUCUGGCACAAGUGCAGAUGCAGGAACAGAUUCCUCAGAGAGUUUUGUUGGUGAGAUUGUUCGAACUCAGAGCGGUGCAAAUGGAGGAAACCAAUCAUCAACACAAUCAUCCGCUGCAAGAGAUUGGGAGUGUUUUGGUGCCAGACCAAAAAAGGCUCAACGUUCAGAUGUUGAACCAAAGCCAACACAACCUGCUCUCUAUAUAACUGAUGGAUUAGCUGGUGAUUUCUUAGCAAGACACACCCAAGACAAGGCCCUUCAUGACAGUAUCUAUCAAACUGACGUUGAUUCUCUCUUCAAUGACUUUCCAUCACAGGGGACUUCCUUUAUUGAUGGUGGUAUAUCUCAAUCUAGCAGAGCACAGCCUUACUUUGGGGAUUGCCAGGCUACGUCUGGGACAGAGCCAUUUGCUGGAACUGGACAUUCACUUGUAAGUGGGUCUAACAGACAUUCGGUUGGCCCUUCUUAUGCAGAACCUUUCAGUGACAACUCAGGACCUUGGCCCAGCCAUUUAGGACAUGGUUCUUUCUCAUUGUAUAGUAACUAUUUUUCAAGAAAUACUUCAGCUGUUGCAAACAACUAUUCUCUUCAAAGUGAUAUGGUACAUAGUAGCAGUAGAUUUGCAGGAGUUGACCUUUUUGAUGGACAGACUUGUUUGGCAUCAGCACAGCAAACGCCGUAUCUUCCUAUGGCAAGUGAUCCUGUUUUAAAUGGUUAUUCAGGAAUGACUGGUUCAAGUUUUGCUGACCCUUCAUGGCCAGAUGCAGCACCAACACUACCUGGGGAUCCUGUAUAUAAUGCGCAAAGAUUUAGUAGCACUUCGAAUAAGCAGCUUUCCGUCCCUGCUCAUGAUGCAAAUAGAUUUGCUGGUGAUGAUGCCUCUUCAGCUUUUACUUGUAAUCAGGGCACAGAUGAGCCAGCUCAGCAACCAAAUUUAGCGCUUGGAAAUUCAAGGACAACAACUGGAAACAUUGAUGAUGAAGCAAAUUCCUCUGCACGGUAUCAGCUUGGAAAUUCCACAACGUUUGAUGGUGUUUUGGCAGCGAGAUCUACUCAUGAUACAUCUGUUUUAGAACCACGUCAUGGUGAUGCUGACAACAAUACAGUUUCUGUGUUAAACAACACAGACUUUGGUACUGAUUCAAUAGAGGCCUCGGACAACUCAUUGCUUGCUCUCGAACGGCGAGUUGCGGAAGCUUGUGCCCUUGUUGAACGCGUUCUUCGGGAGAGGGAGGAACGAGAACAGUUUGGAAGAGAAAUAGAAAGAAAGGAACAGUUAAUAAGAGAACAGAGAGCUCGAGAAAGGCGGGAGAGAGAAGAGAGAGAAUUGCGAGAAGCUGAAAACUGGCCACAACAACAAGAGGCUAUCAACGCACGUUCACAGUGGUUAUGUGAACAUUAUCAGCGUCACUGCAGAGUGCGAUUCCCUUGUUGCACUCAAUUCUAUCCAUGCCAUCGCUGCCACAACAUCUCAAAAGCUUGUGACAAUGAAGAGGCUAAAGCUUGUCAUGCCACUCAUCUGAAGUGCUCUCACUGUCAGCAUGAACAGGAGGUAACUUUUAUUCUAACGUAAACCUAAGAUCUGUUUUCAACGUACCUUUUAGUAAGCUGCUCUUGAGAAAGGUAUUGCCUAUCCUCAGACGUUCCUGAAGCCUUGAUGAAGGUCUACCUUAAACUGUGUGAGAGUAAGGGUUACAUUAAUAACAUUGAGGUCUCCCUCAUUGAGUGUAAAUGGAGAAAGGUUUUUGAAUAACUCUCUAACGAUUAUAGAAUGCGUAGACUUGCCCACAAGUUGACUUUUUUGAGCGACCAAAGUAACUAGGAGGUAAAAAUAAACUUGAAGAAUUUUUCCUCGAAUAUUUAUCACGUUAUAUUAGGUGUUUGCGUAAGUAUAAUUACAUGUUUAAGAUAAUAGUGAUCAGGAAGCUCAUUUGAAAUUUGUAAAAUGAUCAAAAUAUUCAGGGUAUGUUUGGACUAGUAAGCCUGGUUUCCAUAUUAUCUUGAUGUAGAUCAGCGACCAGUAGGUGUUGCGUUUCAGACAUACACUUGGUACCAUUUUCCCCCUAAAAUAGUGUCAAACAAAAGCGGCAUGUUUCAGUCACUCAAAUAAAUAGGAGCAUAUUUCUGUGGAGUCUAGAUCGUCUCAAUUCGUCCGGUGUAAACAAUUUCCGAUCAUAUCGCAGAUUGCCGUAGACCGUUACAGAUUACAAUGGCAUUUUACUCCCACCAUUUACACAUUUGGUUAUACAAUAACAGAGAUUUAAAUAUAGAUUUACAGUCAACUCUUUCUUAAUGGACAUCUCUAUAUAAGACGGACACUUUCCUAAAAUGGACCCCAAAGUUGGUCCCUGCCAUUCGUUAGUCAGUUUCUUUGAAUCUCUUUAACGUGAACUCUUCUCUAAGAUGGAUAUUAGCACUGGUCGCAACAAUGUCUGUGUUAGACAGAGUCGACUGUGUUAACAUUAGGGUUAAUCACAGGUGGUGCGCAUUUUGGCUUCUUGUGUCUCUGAGUAAAGCUCUGUGAUGCCACUCCGUGAAUCUCUCAGGAAACAUCCCUGACCUUUCCAUUGCUGCUUAACUUCCUUUGUAGGCAAAAAUGUUUAAUGACCUUUUUUGUUAUAGAUUGGCGAAGACAGUGCCAAGUGCCGUAAGUGUGGAGGGAAAAUGUCUGCUUAUUUCUGUGCCAUCUGUAAACAUUUUACCAGUGUGGACAAGAAUCCCUAUCAUUGCGAAAAAUGUGGAAUAUGUCGGUGAGUAACAAUAUUGUAUUCUUUUUUGUAAAAUAACGUUUUAUGAGCGAUCCCAAACGUGACAUCUUCAAAGUCAUUCUCAAAAGCAGCUGUUGUGCAGUUUUAAAUUUUGGGUCAGACUGUGGCUUAAUUCCCUAGGCGUGGCCACUCACAUAAACCUUUUUAUCAGUAAGUAUUUGGAGUUUAAUUUUAAACUCUUACAACAAAUCAAAGUUUCCAUCAGGGCUCUUAUGGGCAACCAUGCAGUGAUCUCAGCAGAUGGUUCCACGGCAUGGUUGCCACUGGUCAGGAAAUGAUCACGGAAAAAAAAUUGUUCAAGGUGAUGCAAAAGUCAUGGAAUCUUAUUUAGAGUCAGGGAAAAUAUAACAUCACUUUUCAAAUACUAUUUAAGGCUGAAAGAUUAGAAGUAUUUGAGGUCACUUUGAUCUCAACGUUGGUUUUUUUUAAUGAACAAGACGCUCGAGUGCGUGAACUCGGCCUUCUUUUAGUUUACAAUUAUAUAGCGGGAACAUGUGCAUUAUGUAAUUAUCGCACUACAGUCCGAAUGAUAUUUCAAGGGCAUUUUGCCUGCGAAAGCCAAUUUGCCGCAAAUCGAUCACGUGAUAUUUCGCUUCAUCACGCAUGCGUUUUAAAGAGCAGACGGUGAUUUGUGGACGAAGAAAAAACUAAAAACCAAGGCCAGAACUAUACCCGUCUCUUCCUGAAAGGAAGAUAGAGUAAAAAGGAAAAUGUUAUUUUAAAAUAUAUCAGUGGGUGGAAAGGACAGUGGUAAGGGGAAGCUGGAGUCCACAACUGUCACUGCCAUAUCUUACUAUUUGUAUUUAUUUGGUCAGGGAAAUUUUGAUCUGGAAAAAGUCAGAGAAUUUGAAAAACUGAUGUUGGUGGCAUCCAUGCAGGGAGAGCAUGGGUGAUGCAGUGGUGAGAGCACUUGAUUCCACCAAAGUGGAAGUCACGCCGCAUGUUGGUUGAGUUUUUUGUUGGUUCUCUUCCUUGCCCUGAGAGGUUUUUCUUUCAGGGGUACUCCAGUUAAAUAACCAACAUCUCCAAAUUCCAAUUUUAAGCAAAAUAUGGUCCACGAAGAGCCACUUAUUCAUAAAUUUUUUAAAUUCUGGGCAGUUUCUGUCGCCCCUAAUAUCUCGACUGAAUGAAGGCUAUAGGCACGAGAAGUGAAUGGCUUCUUUCUUACUUUUCCCAACCUGUUCUGGUCCUUGUCCUACUAAACCUACGAUAUUAGCAAACUCUUGCUUUCAAUGUCCUAUCUAUUUCCCCAGUGUGGUCCAUUCCACACUGUCCCCAAUCAGUUUUGGUCCAAAAAUGUGUAACUCACCAUGACAUAAUCCCUUAAGCCCCGUGCAAACGGACGCAACAUUGUUGAAUGUUACAUGUUGCGUCCGUUUGCACACCCUGUUGGAUGUUGUUGCGCAAAGUUUGAAACCGGUCAAACUUUUCAGCCACCAACUUCCAACAUUUCUUUUGUUCCGUGAUCGCCGAAGCGUAGCGCAACAAUGUUGGAUCCGUUUGCACAGCUCUUCCAUCAUUGUUGGGGCCACGCUCGCUCAUUACGCAUGGUUUACAAAGACUUAUGGGUUGUAUCCCUCCCACAAUGCACUGUAGGUCCCAACAUUGUUGGGAGUUGUUGCAUCCGUUUGCACACCGCUGCCAACACGCACGCAACAACUCCCAAGCCAACAAUGUUGGGAGUUGUUGCGUACGUUUGCACGCAGCCUUAAGUUAAAAUCACUCACAAACUGAUAAAACCUUUUGUUCCUUUUUGUCAUGUUUAAUUAACUUAAGCGUUAUUGUUAUUUAAAUGAUGUUUUUUUUUUACCACCCAGGAUUCAUCAGGACAAAUCAUUCCACUGUGAAGUGUGUAAUGUGUGUUUGGACAAACGCCUUGAGGGAAAUCACAAGUGUCGGCCUGACUCGGGCCACGAUGAGUGCUGUAUUUGCUUGGAGGUGAGUUUUAAACUCUAUUUUCAACUUUUGUGGGGUGACAAUUGCAGAACUUUUUUCUCCUGGGUGACUGUAACGUGAUCGGUGUGAGGUUUCUCGUAGGGAAAAUGGAAAUAGCCCUUUACACCAUUAUUUGUUUAUUUAUUUUUUUAUUUACAAACUUUGCAGCAAGGCCUGGAACACUCACAGAACAAGCUUCAUUACGAAGUCCCAAAAAAUGCAUGUUCUGCGCUCUGUUUUCUAUACUUUUCCUAUUGCACUAAUGGGGAGAAUUUGUUUAACAGUCAAGAACGUUUGCUCUGUUUGAUUGCCUUUCUUAGUUUUACUGUAUGGAGAAUUCAAAUGUUUGUCACCCUUGGAGCUUGAAGGAUUCAACCACCAACUGGGAUCAAUUUUGGCGUUAAUUGUGUCAAUAACAAAAUUCUCAAAUUUGAUUGGUUCUCACGUACUCCACUCAGUCGUAUUACCAUUCCUUAUUAAACCUAAAAUGAUACCAUUCUAACACAGAUAGCCAAAUAAGAGAUAAAGUUACUUUAACUGCUAUAAAGAUGUCAUCAGUGGUGUCAUGUGUGAUCGGUCUUAUUACUACCAACACAGUAUGGUGAAAUUUUUUGAUUUCUUCCCACACAGCCCUAAGCGAUACCUGCAAAGGGAAAUAAAUAAAAUGUGCAAUUUUCAAGGUUUAAACGAGGCGACGAGUAUCCCAUCCCUUUUACAUCCUGGGAGAUGAUCUAUACUGACAUUGCUGACUUGAGAUCAUCAGUCAAAAGUGCAGAAUACAGUAGAAUUAUUUUGCUUUGACACAGAUGUUAGCAUUUUUAACUAUGUCUUCUGUGCCCAUCCCACUUGUGCAUGAUACAAUCUUACCUAUUUGCGUUGAGAAAUAUAUUUUCCUAUCUUCCUUCCAUCCAGGGAUGGGGCUGGGAACGACUGGGAAGCAGAGUGGAGGCUUGAUACUGCCUCCCUCUCUAACUAAUUAUACUCAAGUUAACUCAAAUGAUCUACUGGUAGGGCUGCUGUUCUCUGAAAAGACAGUCAAGAAUAGGCCUUUUAAGUAGAACAUAGCUGUAACAGUACACUGCCGCGUUCUCACUAAGUUUAUGUUGCUUGUAUAAUACCUUCCAUAACUUACCGCUUUCUUGUUCAUUGUUACGUAGGAUGCGUUCAGUGGAUGCCAGAUAUUGCCUUGUUCACACAAGGUUCAUCGUGAAUGUGCCAUUGCCAUGAUCCAGAAUGGCAUGUAA